CAAAGUACUCUUUUGUACCACCAGUGCACAAUACUAAAAAUCGAACCACCUACGUUUAACUAAAAAAAAAACCCAAAGGACCACAAACCGGCCAACGGGCCGGAUACAACACUAGUUAGUAUCAUAUUGUCAAAUCAAUAUUACUAACAAAAUUUCUAAAUGAUCAUUUGGCUAAUUCAUAGUAUUUUGAUAGAUUUGGCUGAUAAAAAAGAAUUCAAAAGAGGUUUGGCUAAUAAAUAGUCAUUACCCUAAAAAGUAUGUUCCUAAAAGAAAUCAAAUGGGCUUAGCAGGAGAAAACACUCCCUUACCCUAAGCCGUAGAAGGCUUGCUUAGGGUUUCAAACUUUAGUCAAGAGCACUACAGCUCGUGGCUACCAAGGAAAACUUUCACUCUCUACCCCUAAUAAAACAUAACCUUAAACGCAGGAGGCAGAACAAGGAUUCAAAACAGGCUCUCUAUACACUCAAUCACCAGAAUACUCCCACACAUUCAACUAACUUUGUGUCACCGUCACCGUAGCAGACACAGAAACCCUAAAACUCCAGGAAAACCUAACCAGGAAUUCUAUCCGAAAUUUUUGUUAAAAUAGAGAAAAAUGAACCCCUCGCCAUCAACAAAAUUUCCGACCUAAAUCCUUAUUGCGAGAGCUCCCUUUCAUUUCCUCUCUCUCGGCGAGAAGUUUUAGGCGACGGAUGGAUAAAGAGAUAAAGAGAGCGAAUAUCUUUUGUUUCUUAAUGAAGCCCCGUUCCUAUGGCCAAGUCACGAUGAGGUUAUGAUAGAUCAAGGAAGACCUUAUGAGAUUUUUGUCGGAGAGGAUCCUAUCACGUGGAAUAAUUGUUCUUUGUCCUUCUAGAUUAUCAGUGAAAUUCGCUAGACAGCUAAAGUACCAUAGGUUGUUUUGAGAUCCUAAUUAUUUGUUCACUCUCGAUUCGGAUUAUUUGUUGUCUAAAUAAUCCGAUCGAUUGAUUAAAAAGGCCUCGUAUUUUUUGGCCAUUAAAAAGGCCUCACAUGCACCACAACAUGCCUUUUGUACCAGGCCCAAUAAGGCCCUUAACAAUAGCAGAUCGGCGCACAACUCCUUUUGGGCAUUAUUUUUAUCUCCCAACACAGAUCAAUUAUGGCAAAGUUGAAAAAUUGAAAGACUUGCCUACAAAAUCAAACAAUCGAUCCAUAUCCCUGCCUUUUCUUCCCCCCAUGCGCAGGCUUCUCUGUUUUUCUUGAGAAAGAAAACUUAACCGCCCUCCUCCUUCCUUCGCUUCCGCCUCCCUUGCAUGCAAGCCUCCCCCUCCCCCUCCCCCUCCCCCUCCGCCUCCGCCUCCGCCAGUCAAUCCACCGCUGGUUGCUCAAUACCGGUCUCCACCUCCGAGCCACCAUUGUCUCCUGCCACCGCCGCCGCUGAUUCGCUCAAGGGGUUGUGGGAAGAAGAGCGGCGGAAAGUUCCCAGGACGAAAGGCAGGAGAAAAAUAGGGAGAGAGCAGCAAGGGUAGGGUUGUCGCUGUUGACAGAAGAGCAGGCGAAGGAAAUUCCUGUGGAAAAAAGGAAUUCCAAUCGUCGUCUUCCUUCCUUCCCAGACUAACAACGAGUUGUCGCCGACCACGUUUCCACCGCCGCAGGUACUUUUUUGUAAAUGCUUUUUAACUAUUUGGUACGGUGGAUUAGAGUAGCUGACGUAAUGUGUUCUUAUACUCGUAGGUGUAAUUUUCUUACAAUGGAUCGUGUAUCUCAAUGGUACCCGUAAGUAUUGUUUACCAACUAAUCCUUAGACUGUCUACUCCGCUUCCUUUUCGUAUGGUCAGACAUUAGUAACGGUUUUAUUUGUAGGGAUUUUAUGGUUGAGCCUGGUUUCGUUGCAAAGCUGCGGUAUGAGGAAGCAGUAGCUAUGUCUGAAUUUACGGAAUCACUCAGUCUUAUAUUGUUGCAAGAGAAUGGUGACGUUGAGGUUAUUGAAAUAAACUUUUUUGUCAUUCAUCCUUCUCGCUCUCGUUUGCACUUUUUCUGUUUGUUAAUGCUUGUUAAUUUUUUUUUUGAAAAUCCAUUUCUUGUUUUAAACACCAGGGCACUUCUCACCUCUUCUCCGGACGUAUCACCGAGUUGAGGACAUCAUGGUGUGCUGCAUCUAGAGUUCAUUUGAUCCACUUAGUUAUUGAGGAUGACUAUUUGGAUGUUGAGGUUGUUUUCCCAUCGGCAAACUUACGCAAAAUCCUUUCAGAUGUAGUAAGUGAUGAAGACAUGGCCAACGCCGAUUUCGUUACCCUUGUCAACUUGCUUGGUGGAAACUCUUAUGAGUUUAUGGUCACAUUGGGUCCUUGGAACCAUGGGUAUUUUGAGCUGUUAUUGGUAAAACUAUUCUUUCCUCGUGGAAAGUGAAUACCAUUACAGCAAUGUCAAUAGAAUCUACUAAAUUUGCUUAGUGUCGGCCUUAAUGCCAUUUCUCUUGUUAUCCAAGUGUACUAAGUGUGUGAACACAAUGUUAUUUUGUACGGGUCCUGCCCUUCUUAAUGAAUUGUUGCUUCCUUAUGGGUUGUUUGUUGCUUCCUACUACACUACAUGCCACAAACAAUCAAAAAUUAGUAUUCGUGAUUCAUAAGAAAGAGCGAACUUGAAAACUAAUAACAAAGAGCAAACUUGAAAAUAAAAAUACGAAGGUGCUUAAAUAUAAACAUCUAUCAAUAGGAACAAAUGAUUGCAAAAAAUGUCAAAAUAUAUACCUAGCUAGCUAGGAUCGUUAGUUUUACAAGCUAAACAAUAUAGUCCAACGUAGUAAGCAACAAUUCUACCACAUAGUUUGAAAAUAAACAUCACACUUCACUACAACUAUAUAAUAAUGGUUGGUUUUCAUGAACAAAAUAAGUCCAGAAGACUUUCAAUAAGUGAUUAAUUGACUUGGGAUGCUAGUUUGGUUGCUUUAGGCCCACAAAUGUACACAAUAUGUAGAGCUCGUUAAUCAGCUUGGACAAAUAGGUUUUUGUUGGUUAAGUGGCAAGCAAAUUGUUUCCGUGAUUCAUAUUAAUAAGCGUACACAAUUGAACAAAGAAUGUUGAUUGUAGUCCAGCGGAUGGCAGUUUGCAAGCCCAAUUUAUGGCUUGGGUUCGACACCCAUCAGCAGCAUUUCAUUUUUGGUUUUAAGUUAUUACUACUAGGAAUAAUCUCGCGCUUCGCUGCGGGAUGAUUCAUAUUAAUAAGCGUACACAAUUGAA
This is a messenger RNA of Linum trigynum, 3197 nucleotides long. Lineage: Eukaryota; Viridiplantae; Streptophyta; Magnoliopsida; Malpighiales; Linaceae. The record is from the annotation of a GenBank genome assembly.